AUGGUUCACUUCUUGCACCCGGCCUUGGCGCCCCGCAACAUAGCCCUUCCCGACGCUGAGAAGGAUGCCCAGGGCAGCUGCGUGGUGCAGGAGGAGGCAUCUCCCUACUCUUUGGUCAACAUCUGCCUGGACUUCCUGAUUGCUAACCUGGAGAAAUUGUGUUCUGAAAGGUCUGAUGGGACCCUGUGCCUUCCGGAGCAUUGGAGUUUCCCUCAGGAAGUAGCUGAUCGAUUCCUUGGAGUGAUGACGUGGCAAGGCAAGCUGACUGAUAGAACAGCGAGCAUUUUCCGGGGCAACCAAAUGAAACUGAAGCUGGUCAAUAUUCAGAAAGCUAAAAUCUCUGCAGCGGCAUUCGUAAAAGCCUUCUGCCAUCACAGACUCAUUGAACUGGAUGCUACUGCAGUGCACGCUGACCUCCCAAUCCCAGACAUCAUAAGUGGACUCUGCGGCAAUAGCUGGAUCCAGCAAAACCUCCGGUGUCUCCUGUUGGACUCAGCAAGCAUCCCUCGAGAUUCACGAUUGCUGUCCUUUGGUCAGCUCACUGGUCUGCGCAUUUUAAGUGUUUUCAAUGUUAGUUUUCAUAGUGAAGACCUGGCUGAUGUUUCUCAGCUACCAAAACUGGAAAGCUUGGAUAUCUCCAAUACUCUAGUCACUAACAUCUCUGCCCUCCUUACCUGUAAGGAUCGACUCAAAUCUCUCACAAUGCACUAUCUGAAAUGCCUAACUAUGACCAAAUCACAAAUUCUUGCAGUCAUUAGAGAACUUAAAUGUCUGCUUCACCUUGAUAUUUCUGAUCACAGGCAACUCAAAUCAGAUCUGGCUUUUUAUUUGCUACAGCAGAAGGAUAUUCUGCCUAAUGUUGUGUCACUGGAUAUUUCGGGUGGCAGUUACAUCACCGAUGGAGCUGUAGAACUGUUUAUACGGCAACGACCUGCGAUGCAAUUUGUGGGACUAUUGGCUACGGAUGCUGGUUAUUCUGACUUCUUUACUACAAAGCAAGGCUUGAGGGUUGCUGGAGGAGUCAGUAUGAGUCAGAUUUCAGAAGCACUGAGCCGAUACAAGAAUAGGUCAUGUUUUAUGCAGGAGGCCCUCUACAGGCUCUUCACGGAGACGUUUUCAAUGCAGGUAACCAUGCCUGCUCUUUUAAAGCUUGUGGCUAUAGGAAUGAGGAAUCAUCCAUUGGAUCUGCCAGUGCAGUUCACAGCCAGUGCAUGCGCCCUCAACCUAACCCGCCAAGGCCUGGCCAGGGGGAUGCCUGUUCGUCUGUUGUCAGAGGUCACCUGUCUACUUUUCAAGGCUCUGAAAAAUUUCCCCCAUUGUCAGCAGUUACAGAAGAAUUGUCUUCUCUCCUUAACCAAUUCGAGGAUUCUUGUGGAUGUCCCAUUUGACAGGUACGAUGCUGCAAAGUUUGUUAUGAGAUGGCUCUGUAAGCAUGAGAACCCCAAAAUGCAGACAAUGGCGGUGAGCGUCAUCUCAAUUCUAGCCCUGCAGCUCUCUCCCGAGGAAGCCACACAACUUCAGGAAGAGCUCUUCAUAGCAGUGAAAGAACUUCUAGCAAUAGUAAAACAAAAGACUACUGAGAACUUAGAUGAUGUCACCCUCUUGUUUACUUUGAAAGCACUUUGGAAUCUUACGGAUGAGUCUCCAGCCGCCUGCAAGCACUUUAUUGAAAAUCAAGGACUGGCAAUCUUCAUCCACGUCUUGGAGACUUUUUCAGAGUCAGCAAUACAAAGCAAAGUACUUGGUCUUUUGAACAACGUGGCUGAAGUCAGAGCUCUCUCCUCUGAGCUGAUGGCAGAGGGUGUGGUGAAGCAUGUCAGCAGCUUGCUCCAGAGCAAAGAAAUGGAAGUCAGCUAUUUUGCAGCAGGUGUCAUAGCCCACCUGACGUCUGACAGCCAGCCCUGGAGAUCCCGUGGCCUUCAGAGGAGCGCUCUUCUCCAGGAUCUGUAUGCAACCGUCCAGAAUUGGCCAAGUUCAACUUGUAAGAUGAUGGCGUUGGUGACCUACAGAUCCUUCAAGGCAUUUUUCCCACUCCUUGGCAACUUCUCUCAACCAGAGGUUCAGCUCUGGGCACUAUGGGCCAUGUAUCAUGUCUGCAGUAAAAACCCCAGCAAAUACUGCAAAAUGUUAGUGGAAGAAGAAGGAUUGCAGCUUUUGUGUGACGUCCGGGAGCGCAGUGGAGCAGAUCCCCAAGCACAGCAGAUUGCGGCCUCCAUUCUAGAUGACUUCAGAAUGCAUUUUCUGAAUUAUCGGAGCCCCCCUCUGUGUUGAAGGCCCUUCUUAACCUAAGGGCCUUCAGAGAUGCUCUGUUCCUCAGCGUCAGGUUUGCCCUGUCGGCAAGUGAAUCUUGAAACCAGUUCUCAUUGGAAUUUGUGAGUUGGCCACCUCACUGGCCUUUUAUUGUUAAUUUUCUACAAGUUACAAAAGGUUAGAUUUGUAUGUUAGCCAUAAUCUCAAAUCAAGUUGGAAUCAUUCUAGGAGCAUCUCUUCCACAGUUUUGCAAAAUCAAGCCCUAGACUCAUGGGAAGACCUGUGAGCUUGUGUUGGAACAGCCGUGCCAGUUACUUUUCUCUAGCCCUGGCCAAUUUCUUAACUCUGGGAGUUUGUCAGAGAAAGGGGUAAAGAAAGACCUACAGGGAGACCUCAGUAUUUAUGUUAAAUUUCAUGU
This is a messenger RNA of Equus quagga, 2668 nucleotides long. It is a transcript of the gene ZYG11A, whose product is annotated as zyg-11 family member A, cell cycle regulator. Gene Ontology annotation, cellular component: Cul2-RING ubiquitin ligase complex. NCBI's taxonomy places the organism in Eukaryota, Metazoa, Chordata, Mammalia, Perissodactyla, Equidae. The record is from RefSeq and is a predicted model, not a curated record. The coding region runs from base 1 to 2271 and encodes 756 amino acids. The transcript has 14 exons.